Molecule: messenger RNA, 1378 nt
Organism: Cynara cardunculus var. scolymus (artichoke)
Lineage: Eukaryota; Viridiplantae; Streptophyta; Magnoliopsida; Asterales; Asteraceae
Product: transmembrane protein 53
Exons: 4
Coding region: 94-1284 (396 amino acids)
Source: RefSeq, a predicted model, not a curated record
AGUCGAAAAGCUUGAUGAAUCCAAUCAAUUUCUCCGCAUUGGCUUCUUGAUUGAAUCCCAUUUCAUCAUUGCUCUGAAUUCCAAUUUUCCGCCAUGGAAGCUUCAGUAAGCAGAUCAUUCAUGAAAUGCACCAAUCGCCACUUCCUCAAUACACUUCUUCUUUCUAAAUGCCAUCCAUCACCAACCCUCUUCUUGCCCAUCUCUCAACACACCCCACUUGCUACCCUCUCCUUCUCAAACCCUAAUUCUCACGUCCCCAAAUCGAACCCCUCGCUCUUCACUACACCCUCCUUCCAAUCCAGUCUUAAUACUCCACUAUCCAGCCAUCGUUUUGCUCGGAUUCUAUCGGGCCACAACGACAAGUCUUUUGAAUGGAAGUUUGCUCUCGAUGGGGUUAACGGCGGAGAAUUAGGGUUUGUUCCCGAGGAUAAGCGGCCGAUUGCGACGGUGGUGUUGUUAGGUUGGCUAGGGUCCAAGCAGAAACACUUGAGGAGGUAUGCAGAGCUCUAUAACCUCUUUGGUAUGGAUGCAGUUACCUUUCCUGCUUCGGUUUUCGAUGUUCUUGGUUUCGAUUUGGGGAGGAAAUUAGAGACAAGGAUUGCAGCAUUGACGGAUGAGCUUGUUUCAUGGCUGGAGGAGAAGGAGAAAGAUGGGAGGAAACGAUUCUUGAUCUUUCAUACAUUCAGUAAUACUGGUUGGCUUGCCUACGGUUCUAUUUUGAACAGAUUGCAGGGUAGACCAGACCUGCUGGAGAAGAUCAAAGGGUGUGUUGUUGAUUCAGGAGGAGACCCGGAGCUUGAUCCUAAGGUAUGGGCAGCUGGAUUUUCCACAGCCAUGCUUAAAAAGCAAAGCUCUGCGGUUAACUCUGAGCCCAGGGAAAUACAAAAUGAAGCAACUAAUGCCAAUGCAUAUGAGAAGGAGCCUAUGUUCAUUGAGGUCUUGCUUCUCACAUUUUUCGAGAAGUUCUUCACUUAUCUGCUUGAAUUCCCGGAUAUAAACAAGAGAUUGACAAAAAUAACAUCCACUCUUGCAAAAAACCAACCUUGUUAUCCGCAACUUUACCUGUACAGUACAGCCGAUAAGGUGAUUCCGUCACAGAAAAUAGAAUCAUUCGCCGACCUCCAAAAGAAACUCGGAAGGGAAGUUACUACAUUCAACUUCAAGUCGACCCCACAUGUAGAUCAUUACCGAACAUUCCCAGAUACGUACAAAUCUCUAAUUCAAGAUUUCUUGAAUCAGUGUUUUGCUGCUGAAGGUAAGCAAUUGUACAACUUAGUGCAUUGAUAUUGAAAAAAAGCUUGUUAGAAUUGCUUCUUGAUUUAUUUCUCAAGGUGUAACAGAAUACAACUAACCAUGCCUAGAUUACAAUGUUAACAGC